AUGAGCAAGGAGAGCUCGGUGUUGUACACGGUGACCAACGCGGCCAACAACACGGCUGGUGGGUCCCGAUUCGAGACGGACAUCGGGGCCAAAGUCGCCCGGCUGACCAUGUACGCGGCCACGCGCUCCACGUGGAGCGUGUUCAACCAGACCGACGAGGGUUCGGAGGAGCGGAAGAAGAUCAGCGCGAUCAGCCUCUUCAUCGAGGACAUGAUGACGGCCGGCGGCGAGAACCAGACGGAGCCGGGAAUGUUGGUGGGGUACGCCAAGGGCACGUCGAUCCACCUGAACGCCCACUUCAUCGGGAACUACAGCGGCAACCUGCGGAGGCAGUUCAACGGCGUGAUCUACGAGAAGGUGGCGAGCAUCUGGCAGUGGGACGCGCGUGGGGAGGCGCCGGCGGGGCUGAUAACGGGGAUAGCCCACUACGUGAGGCUGCAGGCCCGCUACGGUACGCCGGAGAAGGUGAAGCCCGGGGAGGGGGAGCGGUGGGACCAGGGGAACGGGGUCACGGCCAGGUUCCUGAGCUACUGCAAUCAGCUGAGGAGUGGGUUCGUGGCGGACAUGAACAGGAAGCUCAAGCACGGCUACACGGAUGGCUACUUCCUGGACUUGCUCAAGAUGCCCGUGGACCAUGUUUGGGCCAACUACAAGGCCAAGUACCACUACAAGUAG
Linum tenue is the source of this 675-nucleotide messenger RNA. The record is from the annotation of a GenBank genome assembly. Lineage: Eukaryota; Viridiplantae; Streptophyta; Magnoliopsida; Malpighiales; Linaceae.